Columba livia (rock pigeon) is the source of this 2800-nucleotide messenger RNA. Its product is annotated as sodium-dependent noradrenaline transporter. The record is from RefSeq and is a predicted model, not a curated record. NCBI's taxonomy places the organism in Eukaryota, Metazoa, Chordata, Aves, Columbiformes, Columbidae. The coding region runs from base 110 to 2017 and encodes 635 amino acids. The transcript has 15 exons. Gene Ontology annotation, cellular component: neuron projection; presynaptic membrane; neuronal cell body membrane. Gene Ontology annotation, molecular function: neurotransmitter:sodium symporter activity; dopamine:sodium symporter activity; norepinephrine:sodium symporter activity. Gene Ontology annotation, biological process: sodium ion transmembrane transport; dopamine uptake involved in synaptic transmission.
GGCUACGCUACAGCUUUAGCUCCCAGAGAGACUGCAGUCCCGGAGCGGUGGAAGCAAGAAGGAGGAAUCCCCCUUCAGACAUCUUCCCCCUCCCCACAGGUACCAGGGAAUGGGACAGAGACAUCCCCAGUGCUACCUGGCGAGGAUGAACAAACAGAUCCAGCCCGACCGUAAAGUGUCGGUGGUGGCCCCCUUGCCGGAGCGCCCGGGGCCGCCGCCCCCGAAGAAGGACGUGGAGCUGAUCCUGGUGAAGGAGCACAACGGGGUGCAGUACACCAGCAGCAGCCUCCUGCCCGCCACCCCCGCGCCGCGCUACGGCGCCCAGGACAGGGAGACCUGGGGCAAGAAGAUCGACUUUCUCCUCUCCGUCAUCGGCUUCGCCGUGGACCUGGCCAACGUCUGGCGAUUUCCCUACCUCUGCUACAAAAAUGGAGGGGGUGCUUUUCUUAUUCCCUACAUCCUCUUCUUAAUCAUUGCUGGAAUGCCCCUGUUCUAUAUGGAACUAGCCCUGGGACAGUAUAACCGAGAAGGGGCUGCCACUGUAUGGAAAAUCUGUCCAGUUUUCAAAGGUGUAGGCUACGCAGUGAUACUCAUAGCUCUUUACGUGGGUUUCUACUACAACGUUAUCAUAGCUUGGUCUCUGUAUUAUCUAUUUUCAUCAUUCACAUUUGAGCUCCCCUGGACAAACUGUGACAACAGUUGGAACAGCCCAAACUGCACAGAUCCCAAACUCUUCAAUGCAUCAAUGCUUGGCAACGGUACCAAAUACUCAAAGUACAAGCUCACUCCUGCAGCUGAAUUUUAUGAGCGAGGAGUCCUGCACCUGCACGAAAGCCGUGGAAUCCAUGACCUUGGCUUGCCUCGCUGGCAACUUUCCCUCUGCCUCUUGGUGGUGGUAAUCAUUCUUUUCUUUAGUCUGUGGAAAGGCGUGAAGACUUCAGGAAAGGUUGUUUGGAUAACAGCCACUUUGCCUUAUGUUGUAUUAUUUGUCUUGUUAAUACACGGAAUAACCCUGCCUGGUGCAUACAAUGGAAUAAAUGCAUACCUGCACAUAGAUUUCAGAAGACUAAAAGAAGCCACAGUAUGGAUUGAUGCAGCUACUCAGAUAUUUUACUCCUUAGGAGCUGGGUUCGGCGUUUUAAUUGCAUUUGCCAGUUACAAUAAGUUUGACAACAACUGUUACAGGGAUGCUUUGCUGACUAGUACCAUUAACUGUGUCACAAGCUUCAUCUCAGGAUUCGCAAUUUUCUCCAUCUUGGGCUACAUGGCUCAUGAGCACAAAGUUAAAAUUGAGGAUGUAGCCACUGAAGGAGCUGGUUUAGUUUUCAUCCUGUAUCCAGAGGCAAUUUCAACUCUUUCAGGAUCUUCAUUUUGGGCUGUGGUAUUCUUCAUCAUGCUCCUUACUCUUGGCAUUGACAGUUCUAUGGGCGGGAUGGAGGCCGUCAUCACCGGCUUGGCGGAUGACUUCCAAAUUCUGAAGCAGCACAGAAAGCUCUUCACUUUUGGGGUUUCUUUUGGCACUUUCCUACUUGCCCUUUUUUGCAUCACCAAUGGUGGAAUCUAUGUGCUCACACUUCUGGACACAUUUGCAGCUGGGACUUCAAUACUGUUUGCUGUUCUGAUGGAGGCAAUUGGAGUUUCCUGGUUUUAUGGUGUGGACAGAUUCAGUGAAGAUAUCCAGCAAAUGAUGGGCUUCAAGCCAGGACUCUACUGGCGACUGUGCUGGAAAUUUGUUAGCCCUGCUUUUUUACUGUUUGUCGUGAUAGUCAGCAUAAUAAAUUUCAAACCUUUGACCUACGAUGACUACACCUUCCCUCUCUGGGCAAAUCGCAUUGGCUGGGGAAUAGCAUUAUCCUCAAUGAUACUUGUGCCUGCCUAUAUUAUCUAUAAAUUUAUGAAUGUGCGUGGGACCUUUAAAGAAAGACUAGCUUACUGCAUCACACCUGAAAAUGAGCACCAACUCGUGGCACAAGGAAAUGUCAGGCAGUUUAAGCUUCAACACUGGCUAACAAUAUGACAGCCAACAGGUUGAGGAAAAGCCAAUACGUUAAGGUAAACUGGGAAUACAGAAAAGUUCAAAGCUCCCUCAACUGUGCUUGGACCAGGCUGGCUCAGAGUUUGUCCACUGACUCUUUGAGGGAAGACAACUGCUCUCAUUCUCAAUGCCUCCCUUCUAUUACUUGGCUUCAAACAGUCUUUAAAGACUUGGUUUAAUUUUUCUUAUAUCCUUUGGUGCCAUGAGAUCCCUACGUGACCAAAACUUGUGAGUUUUGCUAUUGGCAGAAGUGGAGGAGGGAGGAGCAGAGGGAAAAAAAAGCAAACAACAUAAGUUAAAUGCUCUUUUAUUGUGAAGAAGCGAAUUAGAUUUUUCUGACAGUAAUAAUUACUUCAGAUAUUCAUGCCACGACUUAUUUUAAACCAACAACACCUGAACAUUCUUAGAUCUAAGGAAGCAGUACAACUCAAUUAUGAGGAAAGAACAACUUUAACUAUGUACUAAUGUCAUUAGCUUUCUUGCCAUAGUAUCCUUUGGGAUAUGAGUUCACAUCCUUCUGAAGUGAAGACUCAGUGCUUCAUUUUCAGUGGUUUGUUACUGGUUUCUUCUUUCGGUGAAGAACGGUCCUUGCUGUCUGUAUACAUCCCUGCCAUUUUCUGUCCAGUUUACUUAUACAAGCUGAAGAACAGCACGAACAGAAUUCCUGUUAUAGCUAAAUACAGAAUACUGUUUAACACUACACCGUCCUUAAUGAAAAAAUAUAUUCCCUUACAGCAAGAAUUAAAAUGGCUUUAUCAUACAAUC